AUGAACCAUAUUCCGUUGGUCUCGCCUGCGGUAACGCCAUCGGCUUCUCUUUCUGAUACUCCUGUUCCUCCACCACAGGUUUCGGAGGAAAUCAGACAUCAGUUAGAUCUUCCAGAUACCUUGCCCGUAGUCAACUGUUUGGCCAGAGCCCGUAUUCCCACGACUCAGGGUCCAGAGAUCUUCUUGCAUUUGUACGAAAACAACAUUGACAACAAGGAGCAUUUGGCUAUUGUCUUUGGUGAAGACGUCAGAUCCAAGACUCUAUUCAAGCAGAGAAGGGGAGAUACGCAGCAGGAUAGAAUGACAAGAGGUGCUUAUAUUGGAAAGCUUUUCCCAGGUCGUACGGUGGCUGAUAGAGACGACAAGAAUGGUACGGAGUUGCAUUUCGACGCUUUGGGCAACUUGAUCCGUGAAAGCGAAACCACAUAUGCCGAUCCUGUCUUGGUAAGAAUACAUUCUGAGUGCUACACAGGAGAAACAGCCUGGUCUGCCCGGUGUGACUGUGGAGAGCAGUUUGAUGAGGCAGGCAGAAUCAUGGGCACCAACGGCCAUGGAUGCAUGGUGUAUUUGAGACAAGAAGGUAGGGGCAUUGGUUUGGGCGAGAAAUUGAAGGCCUACAACUUGCAGGACUUGGGUGCAGACACAGUUCAAGCCAACUUGAUUUUGAGACAUCCAGCGGACGGCAGAAACUUCUCGUUGGCUACCGCCAUUUUGUUGGACUUAGGUUUGACUGAGAUCCAGUUGUUGACCAACAACCCUGACAAGAUUCUUGCUGUUGAAGGAAAGAACAGAGAAGUCAAGGUAUUGGAAAGAGUGCCUAUGGUUCCAUUAGCUUGGAAGAACAAGGAGAACGGAAUCAAGUCCAAGGAGAUCGAGGGGUACCUCAGUACCAAGAUCGAGCGAAUGGGACAUUUGUUGGAGAAACCAAUCAAAAUUAAUUAA
Messenger RNA from Scheffersomyces stipitis CBS 6054, 942 nucleotides. RefSeq names its product GTP cyclohydrolase II (gene RIB1). The record is from RefSeq and is a predicted model, not a curated record. Bases 1 to 942 code for a protein of 313 amino acids. NCBI's taxonomy places the organism in Eukaryota, Fungi, Ascomycota, Pichiomycetes, Serinales, Debaryomycetaceae. The transcript has a single exon. Gene Ontology annotation, biological process: riboflavin biosynthetic process. Gene Ontology annotation, molecular function: GTP cyclohydrolase II activity.